Messenger RNA from Glycine soja, 862 nucleotides. RefSeq lists its product as uncharacterized. The transcript is spliced from 2 exons. The record is from RefSeq and is a predicted model, not a curated record. Lineage: Eukaryota; Viridiplantae; Streptophyta; Magnoliopsida; Fabales; Fabaceae. The coding region runs from base 105 to 596 and encodes 163 amino acids.
CUUCAUACUCAAUUCAUUUUCUUCUUCUGCUUCACCUUCUCUUCUCUUCUCUCAUAGGGUUAGGGUUUUUUUCUCUUCGUUGCUCUCUCUGUCGUUUUAUUUCCAUGGCUCAGCAAGAUGCUCAGAAUGGUGGGUCGGAGAAUGCCGCUGCUGCGGUGUCGUUUGUCGCUUUGAAGCCGCAGCUCCUCAUCGAAGCUCCCAAAGCGAACGACGCCGUUCUGUUCUACAAGGCCGCGUUUGCCGCUGAGGAGGUUGGCCGUACGCUCAACCCUAAGCGUAAAGCGGAGCACGAGCUUCCUCUCAUACUCUCCGCAGAGCUCAAAAUCGCUGGCUCUACCAUUCUCGUUGCUGACCUCGUUGAUGACUCUGCUUCAACAGCGAAGGCCGGAGGAAACCGUGUCGUUUUGUGCUUGGAGACGGAGGACGUUGAAGGGGCGAUAGAGAAAGCGGUGAGCGCUGGUGCAGUUGCGGAUGGUGAAGUGGCGGAAGGUGAAGACGCGUGCUGCGGUGGGCGCGUGGGGAAGGUUAAGGAUCCGUACGGCUUUGUUUGGCUCUUCUGCGCUCCUGGAAAAAAGUGUGCUGAUGUGGAGGCUUAAUGGCUGUUGAUGUUGUUCUGACUGACUGUUGCCGUUUUCCAUUUUUUGUUUAAGCUGCAGUAAUUAGGGAAAAGGACCCACAUGUCCAUUUAAGAUAGGCCUCUUUGUCUGUUGAUUUUUAGUAUUAAUCUAAUCUAAUUGUUAUGGGUGUUAGUCUAAUCCAAUGGUUACGGGGUCUUUCUGUUUUUAAUAUUUUGAAACGGGGUUUUUGUUUGUCAUUGACUCACUAUUAAUGAUAAUAUUAGUUGUUGACACAUUAAAAAGAA